Sphaerulina musiva SO2202 is the source of this 1929-nucleotide messenger RNA. RefSeq lists its product as uncharacterized. Gene Ontology annotation, biological process: regulatory ncRNA-mediated gene silencing. The transcript has 2 exons. The coding region runs from base 1 to 1929 and encodes 642 amino acids. The record is from RefSeq and is a predicted model, not a curated record. Gene Ontology annotation, cellular component: nucleus; ARC complex. Gene Ontology annotation, molecular function: mRNA binding. Lineage: Eukaryota; Fungi; Ascomycota; Dothideomycetes; Mycosphaerellales; Mycosphaerellaceae.
AUGGCCUCACCGUCCCGCACCGUGACCAACGCAGCUACGCAGACGGAGCAGUCCGUCGUCCAUAACGUCACAUCUCCCGCCAUCGGCACUCACUCGUCACACACCGGUGGUGUCGACGCGGAUGUUGAGAUCAACGGCGAGAAGUCUUCCGGCAUGGUAAGCUCAACUGCAGUAGAUCACGCCGUGACGCCAGAAAUGUCUACGGCAACGUACAAUCCUAACGAGAACGUGAAGCCAUUUCAGGCGUCAUACGAAGACGUCGAGAGCAGCGAGAAUCCAGCAGGCCUUGCCGACGAAGGACUUCAUCCAGAGACUGCGGCAAUCGUGAGACAGGUGGAGUGGUACUUUAGCGAUGAGAACCUGGUCCAGGACGCACAUCUGCUUGCGCGGACUGGACUCACCGGAGACGGUUGGGUCAGUCUGAAUGAGAUACUGGGUUUCAAGAAAAUGCGCCAGUAUAAGCCCAAACCCAAGGUGAAGGCCUCUGUCGCAACCAGUGAGCUCCUCGAAGUGGAUGGCAAAUUCAUCCGCCGCAAGUCGCCCCUCGCGACGAAGCCCCUGGUCAAGCCGAAGCUGAACGCACAGCGCGAGCGUGAUGCCAUCUUGGCUGAGAAGCCGUGGUUGACCAAAGGUAUGCUGAAGCCGACUGGCUUCGAGGAAUAUGCGACGGAUGGACCGAUUACUCCGGCACAGUUCAACGUCGAGCGAAAGCUGUUUGAUCCUGAAGAGCGAUUCACCACUCGCAUUGAGUACGCCGCCACACGCUUCUUGGGUCGGAAGAAGAUGCACCAAGCCAGUGCAAAGAUUUUCAACAAGUUCAUGUUUUUUGGAGGGUUCGCCGCGAACAAUAUGUUUACUGGUGGCAUCAAUAAGAAGGAGCUUGGGGAGUACGACGAGGACCAGAUCCUCCAGAUGACGGCGAAGAUGGGGGUUACAGAGUGCGUCACGGACGGCCUCGACGAAUACUCAGAUGCUGCAGGUUCUUGGGUAGUCGACUUCGAGGGCAUGGCCAAAGCUUUCCUCUCUUCGGAGUUCUUUCAGCACUUUGAAUGGACCAACGAGGAGGUUGUUCGCGAGACAACAAACGUCAUCCGCAAGUUUUACGACUAUCUCCUCUAUCAUGACGCCUGUCCUGAGUACGAAGAUGAUAUCCGCAAUGCGCGUGACGUGUGCGAUCUUGCCAACCAGGAGAUUCCGAAGCUCGCCAGAUUUGAUGCUGAACUGCCAGGCGGUCUCAAUACUGCUGCAUCUACCUUGUACGGUGGCUAUUAUGCUGAAAUACGCCCUUGUGACAGCUCUGCUGAUUGGGUGGUCCAAGGGGACGCAAUCGGCCUGUCUGAUCAAGACGCCUGGACGAUAUUGAGUGCUGGUAUCCUGGGCCAUGGGACCGAUGAGCAGGUCGAAGACAUCCACCAGGCGCACAAGGAGAGAAGGCUUCCGAAAGUCACUACCGAGGAAGAUGUUGGACUCGAAGUAGUCCGCAUCGAGAGCAUCUCGGCAGAUGCCAAGCUCAUCUACGAGGAUGACCGCAUUAGUGGUACCUUCAUCAAGCCCACCGGCAAGCUGCACUGCAAGCGCUGGCUCCAUCCUGGCGCUGCUCCCAGAGAUCUUCCAACUGCCGUCGUUGCAGAGGAAAAGAGGAGGGCGAAGGACAAGAAGUACGAGUUUGUGGUGGAGUCACACAUUCUUGAAAACUGUGAGAUCGGUAUGAAGAUGGAGGCGAACGUCAGUCAGCUCGAUAAUGGCUUCAUGUGGCUCGAUGUCGUGACUAACGUCUAUCCGACAUUCUUCAACUGGACUCUCAAUGAGCGUAUGCGAGGUUGGAAGGAGCCUGGUCCGCCGAAGAAGUGGAUGCAGCGGGUGAGUGGCGAGACGCAGACCGAGGAGGGAGGGGGCGAAGGCGUGGAGGCAGAUGAAGAAUCCGAAUAG